This is a messenger RNA of Microdochium trichocladiopsis, 2832 nucleotides long. Its product is annotated as WD40-repeat-containing domain protein. Gene Ontology annotation, molecular function: protein binding. The transcript is spliced from 2 exons. Gene Ontology annotation, cellular component: elongator holoenzyme complex. Lineage: Eukaryota; Fungi; Ascomycota; Sordariomycetes; Xylariales; Microdochiaceae. The record is from RefSeq and is a predicted model, not a curated record. Gene Ontology annotation, biological process: tRNA wobble uridine modification. The coding region runs from base 1 to 2832 and encodes 943 amino acids.
AUGAGGCCGGCCCAUAGUGGCGGGAAUGGCGACACCACCACUACCACCUCGACAGCCGUGGUUCCCGAGUAUCUCUCUGCGGGCGCGAACCGACAGACGGCCGUCGCGGACUGGGGUGCCGACGGGACGGUGGCGUUUGGUGCGGACUUGAAUGUUGCGCUCUGGCGGCCUAGGGACUCAACAAACAGAGGCAUCACAGCUUUGCUCUCAGGUCACAGCGAGGUGGUCAAGGCAGUCAAGUUCCUGCCGCGAGCAGCAAGGGAUCAUGAGGGCUUCUCAUACAUUGUCACCGGAUCAGAUGACAAGGCUGUCAAGAUAUGGUCCUUGAAAUCGUCCGAAGGCGAAGAUGGUCUUGCCACUACAGCAGAGUGCAUACAGACCACCCAGAGCCACACGGCGCCAGUCAACUGUAUCGCCACGCUCAGCAACAAUACGUCCUCAUCCUUGUCAAAUGAUCAGAGGAUAUUCGCCACGGGAGCGGCCGACGCCACAAUCAAAGUAUGGACUUUCGAUGGCACGGAGUCCCGCGUGGUCCAGACAAUCAAGCCAACGCCCAAGUUCUUCCCCCUCGCCAUCGCAAUGAGCCGCUUGGACGACACGGCAGCCAACAGCCCCCUGAUCCUGGCGGCGGCAGGCACGCGCGAUACGAUCCAGCUUUUCGUCGCGGAGUCUGCGCAGAACCCAGACUUCAAGCACCAGGCCACGCUAUCCGGGCACGAAGGCUGGAUCAGGUCUCUCGAUUUUGUGCGAGAUCCCCAGGAGGCCGGGAAUGGCAACUUGUUGCUCGCCUCGGCCAGCCAGGACAAGUACAUCCGCCUUUGGAGGUUCCACGCCGGGACGGAGUUGCCCACAGUGAGAGCUGAGGGCAAUGACCCGUCCCUUGGUGCUUACCUGCCCGGGCGGUCGCCGUCGAACAAGGUGCAUCGCCUCAAGGCCGGGACAGAAGGAAAGGAAUACUCUGUGACUUUCGAAGCACUGCUUCUGGGACACGACGACUGGAUCUACAGCGCGAAGUGGUUCGUCCGCCGACCUGCCACUACCAAUGACAGCACGGAGAAAGAGGCUGCACGCCUACAGCUCCUCUCCACAUCAGCAGAUAACACGCUCACGAUAUGGGAGGCCGAUCCGACCUCGGGAAUCUGGUUGUCCGCUGUACGUCUCGGUGAGAUCAGCAGGGAAAAGGGAGCGACCACGGCAACAGGCAGCACGGGCGGCUUCUGGACAGGACUGUGGUCGGCCGACGGCAACUCGGUGACGUGCCUAGGGCGGACGGGGUCAUGGCGACUGUGGAACUACAACGAGAAGGACGACCAGUGGCUGCCGCAGGUCGGUAUCAGCGGGCACACGCGGGGCGUCACUGGCGUAGCGUGGGCCAAGAACGGCGAUUACCUCCUGUCCACGAGUCUGGAUCAGACGACGAGACUCCAUGCUUCGUGGAAGCGGCCGGGUCAGGAGAAUGAAGAGCAAGAGACGUGGCACGAGAUGUCGAGACCGCAGAUCCACGGCUACGAUCUCAACUGCAUCGACACUCUGGGCGCCACCUCCUUUGUGUCGGGAGCGGACGAGAAGCUCAUGCGAGUUUUCAGCGAGCCGAAAGCCGUAGCAAACCUGCUCGAAGGACUGAGCGGCAUCGCCGCGCCGGGCAACGACGCCAGCGCCCUCCCCGACGCAGCCAACAUGCCGGUGCUCGGCCUGUCCAACAAGGCGAUCGAGGCGGUCGACGACGACGUGGAGCUCGACCCGGCGUCUACCGACCCGCACAACACGGACCGCGAUGCCCUCGACCCGGCCACGACGGUCCGCAAGUCCCUCCUCGCGCCGACCUCGGUCUCGCACCCGCCUUUUGAGGACAUGCUCAGCCGGCACACGCUCUGGCCCGAGGCCGAGAAGCUGUACGGCCACGGCUACGAGAUCUCGUGCCUCGCGGCCAGCCACGACGGCAAGCUCAUCGCCAGCGCCUGCAAGGCGAGCUCGCUCAACCACGCCGUCAUCAGGUUGUUCGAGACGGAGCGCUGGACAGAGAUCCGCCCGCCGCUCGCGGCGCACACCCUCACAGCGACGAGGCUCCGCUGGUCGUCUGACGACCGGUACCUGCUGAGUGUCGGCAGAGAUCGGGCGUGGGCGGUGUUUGAGCGGGAGCAGAACGAGGACAAUGCAGCACCGACCACAUCCGAGGAGAGCGGGACCAGGAAGGGUGGAGGUGCUGGUGGUGCUACUUCUUUCAAGCUGAAGCAGACUAACCCCAAGGGCCACACACGUAUGAUUCUCGACGCCGCAUGGGCACCACCACCCACGACGUCGGGUAGCGGUUUGGAAGCCGCCAAGCCUCGUCGUCUGGUGUUUGCCACGGCGGGUCGCGACAAGCAGGUCAAGCUAUGGCACCAGCCCUCACCAUCCUCCCCAGAUCCAGCGCCUCAAGAAGCCUCACCAGCACCGUCAUCAGAUGUGGCAAACACUGGAGACGACAAGACUGCGGCUCCCUCCCCCUCCUCCUCACAAGGCAUCGUCCUCGCGAGCUCGAUACCGUCAACACACCCCGUCACAGCAAUCGACUUCCUCCCGCACGCGAGCAGCAGCAACCACUUCAUCCUCGCGGUCGGCACCGAGGCCGGAAACAUCACCGUCCACCGGAUCGACUCUGCCUCGCUGAGCGUGGCGGCGAGCAUCGAGGUCCCGGCGGGGUUGUGUCUGGCCAAGGCGGUGCUGCAGCUGUCAUGGCGGCCGGGGUCGCCCUCGGGCGCUGAGACUGGACAGGAGACGACGAGCAAGAGGGAAGAGCUCGCGGUCGCUGGCGACGAUGGGUCUUUGAGGGUUUACUCGUUCCGGUUGUAG